Molecule: messenger RNA, 1038 nt
Organism: Aspergillus puulaauensis
Lineage: Eukaryota; Fungi; Ascomycota; Eurotiomycetes; Eurotiales; Aspergillaceae
Exons: 2
Coding region: 1-1038 (345 amino acids)
Source: RefSeq, a predicted model, not a curated record
AUGACCACCUCCUCAUACCUUGGUCCAGCCGGAUCCUUCAUUCCCUAUUUUCUCAAAUCUAUAACCCUUUCUCGGUUCGCCAAAACCACACCCCUAGACCUCACAGGGCAAACAGCCAUUAUCACUGGCGGAUACUCCGGCAUCGGAUACAAAUGCACAGAGAUCCUCCUAUCCAACAAACUCUCCCACCUGGUAAUCACCGUCCGCAACGAAAGAAAGGGAAACGACGCCGUGGCCAAACUACGCAGUCUCCAUCCCGGCGCAACAAUCGAAGUAUGGCCCCUCGACAUGCUCUCCUACGCCUCCAUCCAAGCAUUCGUCAAGCGGUGCAACGACGACCUACCCCGAAUCGAUUUCAUCAUCCUGAAUGCCGGCAUGGUGAGUGGCGAAUUCUCCAUCCAUGAGAGAACAGGCCACGAAGUUUGCUUCCAGGUGAACUACCUCUCAACAGCCCUCUUGACAAUCCUGCUCCUCCCAAUCCUGAAAGCAAAGCGGGACCCUAAACAGGAUAAGCAAAGCCGCAUCACAUUGGUCGGGUCAGGCUUAGCCCUAUCGGCCAACUUCCCUGAACGGAACUCCCAGAGUGUCAUUGGGGCCUUUGACAGCCAGGAAUAUUUCAGCAGCGUCGACCGAUACAGCACGACGAAACUCCUUUUGCUUAUCUUCAUCUCGAAACUCGCGCCGUAUGUUGAUCCUAGUGAUGUCGUCGUCAAUGUCGUGGACCCGGCAUUCGUCGCCACGCCUGGACUGGACAGGAAUAUUCCAGCUUAUCUGAGGUACAUCAACGGGCUUAGUCGGAUGAUGGUUGCGAGAAGUAUUAAGGCUGGGGCCUGGGCAUAUGUUGAUACGGCGGUUGUGAAGCCGAGUAGUACUCAUGGGAGCUGGCUUGCGAAUUGGGAGGUUCAUGCGUUUCCCAAGGUCAUGUACUCCCCCGAGGGCAAGAAGGCUGGUGAUACACUGUGGGAAGAGACACUGGCUGAUUUGGACUGGGCUGGUGUGCGCGGUAUCCUGUCGGCUAUGGGGAAGGGGAAUACUUGA